This is a messenger RNA of Aspergillus calidoustus, 1071 nucleotides long. Lineage: Eukaryota; Fungi; Ascomycota; Eurotiomycetes; Eurotiales; Aspergillaceae. The record is from the annotation of a GenBank genome assembly.
AUGGUUACCAUUCCACCGUCCGGCAUGGCCGCCUUGAUGCUCACAGCACUUCAUACGCUCGCCGCACACUGUUUAAGCCCUAACUACCGAAUCGACGUCCACUCGCAUGCGAUCCCAGACAUAUGGCGCCAGGCUCUCGUUGACGCUGGAUAUCCCGUCGUCAACGGCACCCUAACCGUGGAAGGCUUUCCGGUUCCCGAGUGGACACUCGACGGCCAUAUAGAUACGAUGAACAAGCUCGGGGUAGGAUAUGCAACGCUCAGCAUCACCGCUCCGGGCGUAUACUUUCUCGCAGAACAACCAGGAAAGGCAAAGAAGCUUGCGCGGGAGAUCAAUGAGGCGUUGUAUGAGUAUACACUGAAAUAUCCUACGCGACUUGGUGCGCUUUGUCUGCUGCCGCUGCCGAGCGUUGAGGAUGCGUUGGCCGAAAUCGAGUACUGCCUCGAUACUCUCCAAUUCGAUGGCGUAGCGCUCUACACAAACUCCGCAGGCCUCUAUCUUGGCUCCGAAUCACUUGACCCCAUUUUCGAUGCCCUAAGCACCCGCGAUACCACCGUCUUCGUCCACCCGGCUGAACCAGGCUGCCACGACGCAGCAAUGGGGUACCCCGCUCCCCUAACAGAGUACCCCUUUGACAGUGUGCGCGCGAUGCAGAACAUGUUGCUCACAGGGCAGCGCGCGCGGUACCCGAAUGUCACCAUGAUAUACCCGCACGGUGGCGGUGCGCUACCAUACCUAGCGAACCGGAUCGCGUCGGUGGCGGCGCUGGAUGUUCUGGGGGCCUUGAAUCCGUUGGAAACUAUGCAGGAGCUCAAGGGGUACUAUUUCGAUACGGCGAGUUCGACUUCGAAAGUGCAGUUGGGGGCCUUGAAGGAGUUUGCCGGUGUUGAGAAGAUCCUCGUUGGGACCGAUUACCCGUACGUCCCUGCUGCAGGGGCAAAACUUGGUCUCGAGGUCAUUCAGAAGAAUGGAGAGUUUACCGAUGUGGACAUGGUUCGUGUAAAUCAUGGGAAUACGCUGUCGAUUUUUCCGAGGAUUGUGGCAAAAUUGAAUCACCACAGGCCUGAGUGA